Molecule: messenger RNA, 1703 nt
Organism: Cryptomeria japonica (Japanese cedar)
Lineage: Eukaryota; Viridiplantae; Streptophyta; Pinopsida; Cupressales; Cupressaceae
Product: probable glycosyltransferase At5g03795
Exons: 2
Coding region: 106-1368 (420 amino acids)
Molecular function (GO): glycosyltransferase activity
Source: RefSeq, a predicted model, not a curated record
UUGAAUCUCGACAAAACUCCAAUAUGCUUACCAAACCAAAACAAUUGACCAUAUCCAAUAUUACGUUUUACAUUGAAGGAAUUUUUCAUACGCAGCCUCUCAGCAAUGGCGUGGAGAAUUUAUGCGGCAGAUCUUAUAUGCAUCUUGGCUAUCCAACUUCUGACUCAAGCCUUUGGGAUCACAAACGACACAACAAUAUCUCAGGCAGUUGUUCCAGAUUUUUCUGUACAAGGUAAAAUCUAUUCUGAAAAACUUAAUCCGACUAGAAGUGAUCUUCUUGAUGUAGAUGCAGUUACAAAUUCUCUAUAUCUUUCCCCAUUGACAUUUAGAUCAAAUUAUGACGAAAUGCUUGAGAAAUUCAAGAUUUAUAUCUACCCUCGUAAACAACAAGAUUUCGGGUCCCCUGAGUGGUGUGGCGAUCAGAGAUUUAGAGACCUUGACAAACAUGGUGCCUCGUUUUACGAAAACCUUAUCAGUAGUGAUUUCGUUACAGACGACCCUGAAAAGGCCCACUUGUUCUUCCUGCCAUUUUCAUUAGAUGCUUCGGGGACUAAGUCAACAGCAAGUGUUUCUAGGUUUUUGAGAAGAUAUAUAGACGAUUUGAAGAGCCAAUACCCUUUCUGGAGUAGAACCCUAGGUGCAGAUCAUUUUUAUUUUUCAUGUGAGGGAAUAUUGACAGAUUCUUCUCGAAGUGUUGUUGAACUGAAGAAAAAUGCAAUUCAGAUCUCCUGCUACCCCCUUGCCCUCUCUGUUGAAGGUGCUAAGGCAAGGUUUUUCCCACACAAGGACAUAAGCAUGCCUCCUGUGGAAUCAGUAACGGAUGUUCAUCAAACCCCAAAACUUCAACAAAGUGACGGAGAAUCUAGAACUAUUUUUGCCUAUCAUGUGGGUGCACCUGCUGGUCUUGACUCAGUUCUUCAGCUAUGGAAAAAUGAUCCAGAUUUUGUUUUGGAUCCCUUGCUUCCAGAGCCUAAUCUUUAUUUCCAGAGGUUGUCUUCAAGUAGGUUCUGCCUGAUUUUCUUCGGCGAUGGUGGUAAUUCAUCAAUCCUGGUGGAUGCAGUGAAAUUUGGGUGUAUUCCAGUUAUAAUAGCUCAGGGUCCCCUGUUUGACGUACCAUUUCAGGAUAUCCUUAAUUGGCAAGAAUUUGUGAUUAUUUUGAAUAUGAGACAGGUUAGUAACCUGAAGCAAACGCUACAGAACAUACCAGAAAGCCAAUUGCAGAAGAUGAAGACUCUAGCCAUUCAAGCAAGCGAACAUUUAAGGUGGCACUCUACUCCGCAGCCAUAUGAUGCAUUCUACAGUCUAAUGUACCAGCUGUGGCUUCGACGACACACUAUCAGAUAUGCUCGGAGGCAUAUAAGUAGCUGAAGGAGAACAAGAUUUCAAAUUGCUGAGAGAAAGCAAUGCCUCAUUUCAUAAUCUCAUGUAAGUUUAGCUAAUUUUGGUGAAGAUACAAUGCUGCAAGUUUGGUUAUUUGCACUAUGCUUGAAAGUGUUUCAGAGUAUGUGCUAAACUUGCAGUAUAGUAACAUUCACCUUCUGAAAAUUCAAUAAACUAUUGAGAUUUCACAUAGAACUACAUUUCCCAAAUGUUGCAUCUUGAAUGAACGUGAAAACAUCAUAUUUUUUUGUAUAAUAAUUGUAAUACCAAGGAAGCUUUUAUUUUGAUUAGAUCUAUAAAACCGCUUUAAAUGUUUUUAACUA